UGCGCUUCCCACUGUCAGCCAGCAGGGGCACUGUGUGGCUACAUGCCCGUCCAAUGGGGGUAAUGGAGACGGUGCGGGUGUCCGCCGGGCGCAUUCCCGCUCAGGUGCUGGAGGGGAGAGGAGAGGAGGCGGUUGUUAUCCUUACAUCGCACAGGGUCCUCCGGUGUAUUGCUGCUGUAGGAGCCCUGCGCCAGGGAGAUCCCUGUACUGCGAGAUGACGGAGCUGAGGCAGAGAGCCGGCCGGGAGCAGGAGGCGGAGGAGAAGGAGGUUGAACCUGACGCUAAAAUUAUUGAUGGAGAGACCGCGUCGGACAGCGACAGCAAAACAGACACUGUCGGCACUCAGCAAGGCACGCCGACGGAUGAUACUCCGGAAGUCCUCAACCGGGCCUUGUCCAACAUGUCAUCCAGGUGGAAGAACUGGUGGGUCAGGGGCAUUCUCACUCUGGCCAUGAUCGGGUUCUUCUUUAUUAUCAUCUAUCUGGGACCCAUUGUGCUCAUGAUGAUUGUGAUGUGCGUGCAGAUAAAAUGUUUCCAGGAAAUCAUCAUGAUUGGCUACAAUGUCUACCAUUCCUAUGACCUGCCCUGGUUCCGAACGCUUAGCUGGUACUUCUUGCUGUGUGUCAAUUACUUCUUCUAUGGAGAGACGGUCACCGACUACUUCUUUACGUUAGUCCAGAGAGAGGAGCCGCUCCGAAUCCUCAGCAAAUACCAUCGCUUCAUCUCCUUCGCCCUCUACUUGACAGGUUUCUGCAUGUUUGUGCUGAGCCUGGUGAAGAAGCAUUACCGGCUACAGUUCUACAUGUUUGGCUGGACUCAUGUCACUCUCCUGAUUGUCGUUACACAGUCUCACUUAAUUAUUCACAACCUGUUUGAAGGCAUGAUCUGGUUCAUAGUGCCAAUCUCCUGUGUGAUCUGCAAUGACAUCAUGGCGUACAUGUUUGGGUUCUUCUUUGGCCGAACUCCCCUCAUCAAGCUGUCUCCUAAGAAGACGUGGGAAGGAUUUAUUGGAGGCUUCUUCUCUACAGUCCUGUUUGGAAUACUGCUAUCCUACUUCAUGUCUGGGUACAAUCACUUUGUAUGUCCCGUGGAGUUUAACAAUGAUAGUAACAGAUUUACUUUGGACUGUGAGCCGUCAGAACUCUUCCAGCUACAAGAAUAUCCUAUCCCUGCUAUGCUGCAAUCUGUCAUCGGUUGGAAAACAAUAUGGAUGUACCCCUUCCAGAUACACAGCAUUGCCCUUUCCACGUUUGCUUCACUCAUCGGGCCGUUUGGAGGAUUCUUUGCCAGCGGAUUCAAGAGAGCCUUCAAGAUCAAAGAUUUUGCCAAUACCAUUCCAGGCCAUGGAGGCAUCAUGGACAGAUUUGACUGCCAGUACUUGAUGGCCACGUUUGUGAAUGUGUACAUUGCCAGCUUUAUCAGGGGACCCAAUCCAAGUAAACUAAUUCAGCAAUUUUUAACUUUGCGUCCUGACCAACAAAUUACCAUCUUCAACACAUUGAAACUGCACCUUACAGAAAGGGGGAUGCUGGGAAACGGCGAUGAAGUGUAAAUCUGCUAUGCUUCUGGUCUUGGCGACUCCUCUACCUGGGGCAUGUGGGUUCACUGUACAACAAUGCUAUUCCAGCCUUUCCCAGAGAGGACUCAUUAAACCCUUUGCUGCUGGAGAAGGUCCAGAAGUUAUUUCCUUUUUUAAAACGGGCAAUUUCCUCUUUUUGCCUGAUAUUUUUAUUUUUCAGGUUUCCUUUUUUUUUUCUCUUUAAAAGCUUCUGUUUACAUGUACCUCCUGAAGACCGAGCCUGUUUCCUAUCCAGUUCUGCUCAUGUAGGUGUAACCUAUAGAAGAUUCCACAUACCGACCUCACACAUGGACUACUUAUUGGGGGACAUUCCUUAGUGUGUUGGAAAGAAAGGUCACUUUCCAAAUUCCGAAUUAUUAAAGGGGUCGGGGUUGCACCGUCCAAUUUCAAUAUAUUGUAUUGUACAUGCAACUCCUACUAAAUACGUUGUACUCUCUUUCCAGCUGCUCUUCCUUUAAGCCAUGUAUGUAUCCAAUGCAGAGAGCAGCUGAGCCCUACCAUACACCAUAUAAAUGGCUUUGUGAAAGCUGAAGGAGGGACGUAUACAAAGACAAAUUAAAGUUAUCUUGUGGUUGGAUAUGCCUUUUGGAUAACGCUUUGUUUUAGGUUUUCUUAGCCCCACUUUCAUCAAUGUCCUCCUUUUUAGUAUUUUUAGAGGCUCUUAAGGGAUGUUUGCAUUGUGUUUUACCAGCCUUUCUGAGCUUUUAUUCUCUCAGCACUGACACAGAUCCUAAGUUAUAUAUAUACCUGUUCACAUUUUAGCAUUUAUAUUUAUAUAUAUUUUAGAAUUUUAUAUAA
Messenger RNA from Pseudophryne corroboree (corroboree frog), 2377 nucleotides. It is a transcript of the gene CDS2, whose product is annotated as CDP-diacylglycerol synthase 2. Gene Ontology annotation, molecular function: phosphatidate cytidylyltransferase activity. The record is from RefSeq and is a predicted model, not a curated record. Gene Ontology annotation, cellular component: endoplasmic reticulum membrane. The transcript has 13 exons. Lineage: Eukaryota; Metazoa; Chordata; Amphibia; Anura; Myobatrachidae. Bases 215 to 1552 code for a protein of 445 amino acids.